CCUCCAACUAUACCACCUAUACAAUCUCAACCAUAUCUCUCUCUGUUGCUUGUAUAAUCUUCUUUCUUAGUACAUACACAGUGAACCUGCUUUUGAAAGCUUCGAGUUUCUUCCAUUUGCCAACAAAAAAAAAAAAAAAACCUUUUAGUAACAAAACAAUAAUAUGGCAGAGACAGAGGAACCCAAGAAGUUAGAAUCCGAAUCACUCUCGGAUCCUCCACCGGCUCCGGCUCCGGCCCCGGCAGAGGAAGAGAAGCCGGUUGUGGAAGCUCCAAAAGAUCCUCAGCCAACUAAGGACAAAUCUGAAACUCCACCACCCCCUGCUCCUGAACACAAGGCUGAGGCUGAUCAGUCCAAAGUUCUUGCUAUUGUUGAGAAGCCUUCUGAACCUGCUGCCGAAGAGAAAAGUAAGGAGGGUUCAGUCAAUCGAGAUGCUGUGCUUGCAAGAGUUGCAACAGAGAAAAGGCUGUCACUUAUCAGAGCAUGGGAAGAAAGUGAAAAAUCAAAGGCAGAGAAUAAAGCUCAUAAAAAGCUAUCUGCCGUUGGUUCAUGGGAGAACACCAAGAAGGCAACUGUGGAGGCUGAGUUGAAAAAGAUUGAGGAAAAAUUGGAGAAGAAAAAGGCAGAGUAUGUGGAACAGAUGAAAAACAAGAUAGCUUUAAUCCACAAGGCUGCAGAAGAAAAGAGGGCAGCGAUCGAAGCUAAGCGCGGGGAAGAUCUUCUAAAGGCGGAGGAAACAGCUGCAAAAUACCGUGCCACAGGAAAUACUCCUAAGAAACUCCUUCGUUGUUUUUCAGGCUAAAAUAAAUUCAGGUCCGGUUGACAACAUUUGAAUUAUUUGUAUAUUCUGUUGGCUUGGAGGUACAUUUUGUUGAUUCAGAUGUGUUUAUUUCUUCUUCUUGAAAUGGGGCAUUGGCCAAUGUUAGUUAU
Messenger RNA from Prunus avium (sweet cherry), 930 nucleotides. RefSeq names its product remorin. The record is from RefSeq and is a predicted model, not a curated record. Lineage: Eukaryota; Viridiplantae; Streptophyta; Magnoliopsida; Rosales; Rosaceae.